GGAAUUUACUAAAAGAAAAGAAAAUAUCAAAUCAAUGAAUGAUUUGAUUAGAGAAUUUGAAGAAAUUGUUACAGAUGAAUUAAAUUUAAUUAGAAAUGAAUCUAUUGUAGCUUUAAAACACGUUGCUACUGGAAAAUAUUUAAGUUCAAUUGAAAAUAUCCAUUAUACAACCGGAAGUAAAUCUCAAGUGGCUUUUGUAAGCAGCCAAGUACUUGGUCCAAAUGCUUUAUGGAAAAUUAUAUUUGCUAAAAAUUGCUACUAUGAUUCUCAUAAGGGCCAGCACGAUUAUAUUUAUGAUUCUCAUAAUAUUAAGAUACAGCACAUCGAUUAUUAUAAGUAUCUUGGAAUAAAUAGUGGUAGUUACAAAUCUCCGAUAAGUGAACAUACAGAAGUAAGUUGUGGUGAAUAUUAUCACACGGAUUGGAAGGUUAAUCAUAGUAGAUUAGAAAAUAGUCAACGAUAUUUAAAGUCAAAUGAUGUUGUUAAUCUAAGCACAAAGAAAUUCUAUGAUAAUAACGGUGAGUAUAUUAAUGAUGGAUAUGAAGCAUUUUUACGUAGUCAUGAUAUCCAAUUUUCUAUUGGGAAUGAUACUUUUCAAGAGCUUGUUUGUCAUAAUGAAAGAUUAGGAGGAAAUGAUGAGUGGUGCAUUGAACUUAUUAAACAAGAUUGAAUAAAAUUGGGAGCGAAGAACAUAUGGAAUACAUUAGAUUACCUUGCAAAAAAAAAACUUUUUUUUUUUAAAUAAUUGGGUGUUUUGAAUUCAUUUUUUGAUCAAGGUCCUUAUAAUCAUUUUUACGACUCGUAAUUGUGAUAAGCUUUCAUUUGUUUUACUUAAACGUAUAUAUAGUACAUAUACUUGUUUAAAUAAUCUUUUGAUGUAUUUAAACUAUUUUUUAAUAAAUAAAACAUUUAAUAGUUGCUAAUAUUUAAA
Rhizophagus irregularis DAOM 181602=DAOM 197198 is the source of this 931-nucleotide messenger RNA. RefSeq lists its product as uncharacterized. NCBI's taxonomy places the organism in Eukaryota, Fungi, Glomeromycota, Glomeromycetes, Glomerales, Glomeraceae. The record is from RefSeq and is a predicted model, not a curated record.